Molecule: messenger RNA, 1290 nt
Organism: Fusarium verticillioides 7600
Lineage: Eukaryota; Fungi; Ascomycota; Sordariomycetes; Hypocreales; Nectriaceae
Exons: 8
Coding region: 1-1290 (429 amino acids)
Source: RefSeq, a predicted model, not a curated record
AUGCAUCUGCUGCUGUUGCUGGUGACGUGGGCGUGUCUCGUUUGCCAAGUGUUUGGCGAUAAUGUCUCGGACUUUCUGACAAAAAUUCCAGACUGCGCGGGGAGUUGUCUUAUUGACCUCGUAUCGACGUCGACUUGUGGCAUUGACGUACAGUGUCUUUGCGCCGACCCGAAACUCAAGACGCAGGUAUUGAGCUGUGUUCAGAAGAAAUGCCUCCCGCGGGACGCAUUAGCGACGCUGAAUGUCACUUCCGUUGCCUGUGAGUUUCCCGUACGAGACAGACACGCGCAAUUCGAUAUCUUGGCCAUCACCUUGAUUGCAAUCACGGGGAUUGUGGUUGGCCUCCGCGUUUGGCACAAGCUGCACUACGAGAGGAAGUUUCGACUGGAUGAUUAUCUCGUCGUAGGAGUCUUUGUGCUCGAUUUGGGCAACACUAUUGUUUGUGUUCAUGGCCUUUCAGGUAAUGGUCUCGGUAGAGAUUCAUGGCUUUUCAGCCCAGAUACUAUCAACAGCUAUCUCUGCUACAUCUACAUUGGUCAAGUCCUCUACGCUUCCGACGUCUUCCUGACCAAGAUUUGCGUCGCCCUUUUCUACCUCCGGAUCUUCCCCGUGGCAAGCGUCCGACGACUGAUAUGGGGUACCAUCGCUUUUUCGGUCCUGGGCAUGAUCAUCUUUGACAUCCUGGCCAUUGCGCAAUGUCGGCCGAUUAACUUCUACUGGACAGGGUGGGAUAAGUUGCAUGAGGGACAUUGUCUUGGGGUUCAGCCGUUGGCUUGGGCCAUCGCAGCUGUCGGUAUCAUCUUGGACGUUUGGAUGUUGGCCAUUCCUAUUUGGCAGUUGGUUCAGUUGCAGAUGAAGUGGCAAAGGAAGCUUGCUGUAGCUAUCAUGUUUACGGUCGGCACUUUUGUCACUAUUGUCAGUAUCUUGCGACUGCGAUACCUGGUUGCCUUUGGGAACUCUCAGAACCCAACCUGGGACAGUUUCGAGACCUGUUACUGGUCCGUUAUCGAAAUCAACGUUGGACUGUGGUGUGUCUGUCUUCCUGAUCUCCGAAUGCUUAUCCUUAAGGCAUUCCCAAGACUUGGAAGUUCUGUCGACUCAGGCCCUAAGAAUCCCCACCAAGGAUCAUCGGCACCCAGGCAGACGGGUAAAACUCCGAAUUCCUCGCGUCAUACCGAGAGCACCAUUUACAAAGGAACGCCGGUUCAGGCCCAACAGGAGGCUUCAUCGAGCACGGCUGAGCUGGUCGAAAUGACAACAUUUAUGAAUGAUAGUAGAAGUGUAGUUUAG